CGGCCUUCGCGCCUCCCUCAAUUUUUCACACAUAGACCGGGAGCCCUCAUGGCUUCUCGCAGCGAGGACGAAGGGGUGCUGUUCAGACGCGGGACUGGGCAGAGCGAUGAUUCUGAUAUAUGGGAUGAUACGGCACUCAUAAAAGCAUAUGAUAAAGCAGUUGCAUCCUUCAAGAAUGCUUUAAAGAAUGGAGACUGUUCAGAGCCUUUGGAUAAAACCGAGCAAAAUGCUGGGACAAAAAGAAAAAACAAUAAAAAGAACAAAAGUAGAAAGAAAAGUAAUGCUGCACAACAGAAACAGUGGAGAGUUAAUGAUGCAUGCAGUGCAGUUUGGUCUGAAGAUGGCAAUGUGUACCAAGCAACUAUUACCUCAAUCAACUGGAAGAAAGGGACUUGCGUAGUUAUCUAUACUGGAUAUGGAAAUAGGGAAGAGCAAAAUCUAUCAGAUCUUCUACCACCAAUUGAUGCUGAGGGAACAAACGAAGAGAGAAGUGCUGCUGAGAAUGAUAAUGAGACUCAGUAUUCAACAGAUGAAAGUGACCUAUCCUUACAGUCACCUGGAAACAAACACAAUCGUGCAAAAUCAGCACAAUGGAAUUCCCCCUUUCCUCCUCCACCGCUACCACCAAUGCCAGGCUCAGGACGGACUGGAAUGAAAUUCAGUGGACCUCCACCUUUCUUAUCAGGCUGGCCUCCAUCAUUUCCAUCAGGACCACCGUUGAUACCACCUCCUCCACUUUUUAGCCCAGAUUCUCCUGAUGAUGAAGAAGCAUUGGGAAGUAUGUUGAUAGCCUGGUAUAUGAGUGGGUAUCACACGGGCUACUAUCUGGGUUUAAAACAGAGCCGAAUGGAAGCUGCCUUGGGGAAACAUGCCCACUCAAAGUAGCUACUCUAUAUUUUAAAAAUGACUCCCACAGAAAAGGACAUCCCACUUCUACAUUGGUCAGCAAAGAAGCUUUCAGAGGUACCAGGAUUACUGAAUGGAUUACCCGGGGGAGACGCACCACUGAUAAUAUUGGCCGGCAAUGAUAUUUUCAUUGCUAAGAAGAUUAUUGAAUGGAUAAUCUGGGGUUCAUAUCUUGUUAGUAAUUAGGUGCCUAUUCUAGUCUACAUGAACUAUUCAUUCAUGAAUUCUGAAGCAAUCUCCAAGAUGUGGAAUAUCUUCACUUCUGGUUCUGCAGUGACAAUAUGCUGAUGAAUAAAUAACAGCGAAUGGCAGUGGUGACCUGAACAGAAACUGUACAAAUGCAUGUGGUUAGUUACCCAACAGUUCAUAUAUUUGAGCUAGACAAAUUCCUGUGUUAAAUUGAAAGAGAAGAUACUUACCAGUUAUGAUACUCAAGUAUUUUGAAAUACUGCUCAAUAAAAGCAUUUUUUUUCAA
Messenger RNA from Elgaria multicarinata webbii, 1381 nucleotides. Its product is annotated as survival of motor neuron protein-like. The record is from RefSeq and is a predicted model, not a curated record. Gene Ontology annotation, biological process: mRNA processing. Gene Ontology annotation, molecular function: RNA binding. NCBI's taxonomy places the organism in Eukaryota, Metazoa, Chordata, Lepidosauria, Squamata, Anguidae. The transcript is spliced from 9 exons. Gene Ontology annotation, cellular component: cytoplasm; nucleus. The coding region runs from base 49 to 885 and encodes 278 amino acids.